Molecule: messenger RNA, 2769 nt
Organism: Calidris pugnax (ruff)
Lineage: Eukaryota; Metazoa; Chordata; Aves; Charadriiformes; Scolopacidae
Gene: ZNF706
Product: zinc finger protein 706
Exons: 3
Coding region: 56-286 (76 amino acids)
Source: RefSeq, a predicted model, not a curated record
AGCAGCAGUUGUUUCUCACAUUUGUAGACUAAAUGUCGUCUUUUUGUUUGUAGAUAUGGCUCGUGGACAGCAGAAGAUUCAGUCGCAGCAGAAAAAUGCCAAGAAGCAAGCUGAGCAAAAAAAGAAACAAGGACAUGAUCAGAAGGCUGCAGCCAAGGCUGCCUUGAUAUAUACCUGCACUGUCUGUAGGACACAAAUGCCGGAUCCCAAGACCUUCAAACAGCACUUUGAAAGCAAGCAUCCUAAGACUCCACUUCCUCCAGAAUUGGCUGAUGUUCAGGCGUAAAGUUGUCUCCAGGUGAAAUCAUGGCACCUAUUGACUCUUCUACUGUCAGACCUUACAUAACAAACCUGCAGCUGCUUUUCUAAAACUGUUGAUCAGCAAAAAUGAAGGGGCUACAGAAACAUUCAUAUUUUUAUGCUGUUCCCUCUUGGGCUUCAUGCAAAGACAAUUCUGUGUAAAUGUACAGUUGUGCCCUAUUUGGAAAUCCUGAAAAAUCAGUCCAUACUUGUUAUAAAAAAUUUUUUACAAUUGUAAUUAUAUUGAUGUUCAUAUUGUGUAAAGUAACUCAUUUAAUAAAGUAGUACUUUGAUUUUACAAUAUCACAGAUUAAAUCCUUGUAGAAGUUCUGUUUCAACUUUCUGCAUUAUCUGCCUUAUAAAAUAAAGACAAAGUGGAAUUUUUCCCCAUCCUGCCAAAACACGAGCAGUGUCAUUCCACUGAAAGUAAUGUACAUUACAGUAAAUUAAUCCAAAGUGAAGAGGGAAGCUGCUCGGAUUUACUGUUCAGUGUGCUGCCUGCUUGAGCCCGCUCACUCAUGGUCAAGUUGUUGGCUCAAGGGGCAGCAGACUCCUUAGGAGCUGCAUGAGAAUCAUGAGACUUCCCUCUGCAUUUUUGUCCUGUGUAUUGGAGUCAAAUACUGCAAGCCAUUUUGAAUGGGAUUUCUUUACUGUGAGGGAUCAUGUUCCUUGAAGUCAUGCACUGGAGAGACUCCUGUUACGCUUCAUAGGUGGUAGAUGGCUGAGGAAGCUGAGAGGUGGCAGGAUUGAAUGCUUCUGGGUAUGCUGGCUUGAAAAAUGCUUGCAAAUAUUAGGUUAAAGCAACUCUGCUCUUAGUCGAAAAAUUGAUUUGGAAAGAUUUUUAAUGAUAUUCUGAGCAGUCGGCCACACGUGUUCCCCCACAAAUGCGUCUGGUUAUUUCAGUAGCAACUCUUCAAGAAAUACGUAAAGCAGCCGGCCAUUAAUAACCUUUCUUCACAACCAGCUUAAAAUAAGCCUGUUGGCAAAGAGCCAAAGUAACUAAAAUAAUAUGGCUACUUUAAGAAAUCGGAUGUGAUUAAAGUUGCAUUGACAAGAAAAAGCUGGCUAAUAACUCUCUGGCCAAAAACAUUUCAGCAGCUAAACAUAAUUACCCAUAAAGUGUUCUGGGCUCAGUUCUAAUCCCAGAUGUACAGCACAGAAGUAGUGGAGAAACAUCUGAGUUGUUGCUAGAAGAGAAGGUCUGCUAUACAAAAUCCCAUCUUUGGCAUUUGUAGGGAGCUUAUUUAAGAACUUUACUUUUGACCUUGCAGUAAGUAACAAUACUAGAAUUGCUGCAAUUUACUGAGGUUACAAGGGAUGUGAAAAUUCUGGCAGUCCAGGUAACCUGUGCUACGCAGCAGGACUGUACAUCUGACCUUCAAAUGGCUUCCUAAAAUCUAGGACCAUAGUCUCAAAGACUCAUUCACUUAAAGGAUGCACUUGGUAUUUUAUUAUAUAAAGUCAAAGCCUUUGUCUUCGUCUGCUCAUUUGCUCUUUAUUGAACUACUUCUGUGAGACUAGCUUCCUGUCCUCUUUGCUGUGACAGUAUCUCUGUAAAUACUUAUUUUGGCAUAAAGUUUCUCUGUAUUAUAGUCACUCCAGGAUAACCUGUAUACCACUUAACUUUUAUAGAUAAUGUUGUUCUCCUCCGAGAGUAAUCCACUACUGCACUUGUACACCUGACAUCAGAAUGUAACGCUUCAUUUAUUUUUCUUUAAUGUUAUCGAUACAUAUAUCCUGACAAACUGGCUCCCACAAGGCAAGAAAUCUGCUCUCGACUGUUGUGCUGUAUGGGGGAGAGGUACUUCAAUGUUCUGAUGCUGUAGUUUGUCUGAAAAUACUCUUGAGUGCAAAUGGAUAAAGAUGUUUCUUGCACUGAUUGGUAUUCGGUAAUUUGGUUUUACUUUGGAAAAUGUUCUGGGAUGUAUCCCUUAUAGUUUGGUCCUGAGGUGAAAUAUAUGUUCUAUUCCUUCAAUUCAGAUUGUGUAGCCUUAAAUAAAAAGAUUUUGUUUCAUAAACAAUCUCUCUUAAUGAGCACUGAAGAGCUGGAAAGCUGCAUCGCUAGUGGGAUGGUUAACUUCAGUUAGAGUUUAUUUUCAAAACUUUAUGAUGCUCAAGUUGAAAAUACCCUGUGAAGUGGUGUUUUUUUUUUUAUGUAUUAGAAUGCAAGGUUGAUCCUCAGUUUGAUAGAUCCCUAGCUGCAGUAGCUGCAAUCUCAGUUACAAACAUAAAUGAAAGCUGUGAUUGAAUUGUUAUAAAGGCUUUAUAAGUAUAGGGGGAAUGCUAUACUAUAUGGGGGGGUCAUCCUCAUUUAGAAUAUCUGCAAUAUUCCUUGUACUUAAAGGCCAGAGGAAGCACUAGGAGUUCUCCAUCAUCUCUUCCUGAUCUGAAGGAUGGCACCCUGUUACCUGGUAAAGACACAGUUGUGCAUUGUAACGUGUCUGAUUAAAGAGAAUUAAAAAACUAAAA